This is a messenger RNA of Populus euphratica (Euphrates poplar), 1883 nucleotides long. RefSeq lists its product as uncharacterized. The coding region runs from base 413 to 1405 and encodes 330 amino acids. The record is from RefSeq and is a predicted model, not a curated record. Lineage: Eukaryota; Viridiplantae; Streptophyta; Magnoliopsida; Malpighiales; Salicaceae. Gene Ontology annotation, biological process: phosphorelay signal transduction system. The transcript is spliced from 3 exons.
UAGAGGUGAACUCUAUGAAUAGCGUCUUUGAGUUGCUAGUUAUGCUAAGAAGAUAAACAAAUAAUUGCACAAACUAAUCGUUGCGCUUUAAGCUGAAGAAGUGUUGCUUGCAAUUGGCUUAGGAAAGGGAAAGGAGUCCAGAAGUGGUAGAAAUUGUUAGAAUGCACUGGUUUUCGUGUUUUUGUUCAGCUUCUUAUUUAGCCAUUCACCUUCAUGUGAACUUAACCACUUCUCCCCCUCUCUCUAUAUAUACAGAAUUGAAGUUUAGGUGUCAGAUAAAUAGAGAAAAAGAAAGGUUUCUUAUUAGAAUAUAAUAGCUAUUGUUCUGACGUUCUCUCCUAGCUACAGAAACAAGCCUCUCACUUUUCUUUCUGAUUCUCCGUCUCAAAACCAAGAAACUAUUAAUUCAUCGAUGCCGGCAAAACCCUCAAUGACAAGUCAAGAUAACACUCAAAUUGAUCUUGAAAUCAAGACUUUACUCGUGCAACUGAACGGCAGGGUCACAAAUUUAGAAAAAAAGAUCACUUCUGCCGAGUCCUUCAAGGCAGAAGUUGAAGCUUUAGUGAAUGAAGCAAGGAAAUCUCAUCACUCUAGCACUGCAAGAAGAAACCAUCUUGAUAAGGCAAGGCAAUUGCUGAUGCAAAAGAUUGAUGAAUUCAAGAAAGAAGAUACCGAGGAUAGAGGACUCACAAAGACUGAUGCAAUGGGGGCUCCUUCCAAUCUUACAGGAAACCGUGCGUCAAUGGUUCAGAAAGAUCACAGGCAAAUUCAGAUUCUAGCAACAGAAGUGGAUCGGUACAUUGCAGAAAUUGAUCGGAAGGUGAAUGUAUUAGAGGAUCCAUCCUACCUGACGGAAGAAAUCAGAGCACUGAAUGUAGAUCGAGUAAAAGCCGAGUCUCUAAAACUUUUUCUUCAAUCUAGUGAUAGAAAGAAGGAUCUUGAAGUAAGACGAAGGAUUGCUUACGUGAAUCAAUGGCUGAAUCAUAAGACGGAGAGCGAUAAAAGUGUAGACUCAAGCAUCAAAUACUUUGUGCUUGUUGUCGAUGACAACUGUGAAAAUCGAGAAACCCUUCGCGAACUCUUCAUGUCUAUUAAGUCAGAAACGACGCCUACAAUGGAUGUUCAAGUGGCAAAAAAUGGAAAAGAAGCUAUUUAUCUUCAUCUUGCUGGGGCUUCCUUUGAUAUGAUUGUUAUGAACGAUUUAAUGCCCGUCAUGAAUGGAAUUGAGGCAACGAAGCAGCUAUUCGGCAUGGGUGUUGUCAGCUACAUUGUUGGUGUCGGUGAUGACACCGUGAAACAAGCAUUUAUUGAUGCGGGCAUAGACCAAUACAUUGAAAAGCCUCUGACUCCUGCAAAGGUCGCUGAUCUCUUCCCUGAUCUCAGCGACCCAUACUUUGCAAUUUAAGUGUUUCCCAGUUUAAUCCGUCUGCUUUUACUUUUCUUGGAAGGUUCCUAGUUGUAGAGAUGAACUCCAUGGAUAGAACUCCCGACUAGCUAGUUAUUCUUUGAGAUAAAUGAAUAGUUGUACUUCAAGCAGAGCUGGGAGGUGUUGUGUUGGCUUAGUUGUAAAAGAGAAGGAUAAAAGUUGUAGACAUUUUUGGUAUUAGUAUUCAUUGUUUUUGUGCUGAUGUUGAUCAUUCAGCUGUUUGAUUAUCAUGGCAUGCUUAGCUAUUUGCAGAAAGAAAUGGCUACCUUACUGCGAUGCUGAUUCCAUUUUUACAGCGUUUGGAUUUGGUUUCUGCAGCAUUUGAAUUCCUUUUAAGCAUCUAAAAAUGACAUAGCAAACUAGUGCUUGGCUUAGCGGUGAAAGGGGUUCGUCUCUUUUCACUGCACCUGGAUUCAAGCCCUAGCGUGCACGCCUGUCAUCCCCGCGAUAUCUUACA